CGAGGCCUCUGUGUGGGCGGAGCCUUUGGGCGCCUGUGGAGCUGUUUCUGAGUGGGCGGGGCCGUUAUGGGCACAGAGUGGUGUGGAAAUGUUAUCCCGCUUUAUUCUGCAAGGUAGCAUGGGGCAUCGUACUUUAUCUUCCAACCCGGCUCUGUGGGCCUCCAUCCCGUGUCCACGCUCUGAGCUGCGCCUGGACCUAGUUCUGGCUUCUGGACAGUCCUUCCGGUGGAGGGAACAAAGCCCUGGACACUGGAGUGGUGUCCUGGCAGACCAAGUGUGGACACUGACCCAGACUGAGGAGCAGCUCUACUGCACUGUGUACCGAGGGGACGAGGGCUGGGUGGGCAGGCCCACGAUAGAUGAGCUGGAGGCCGUUCGCAAGUACUUCCAGCUAGAUGUCAGCCUGGUGCAGCUGUAUCACCAUUGGGCUUCCACGGACUCUCACUUCCAAGAGGUGGCUCAGAAAUUCCAAGGGGUGCGGCUGCUGCGACUGGACCCUGUCGAAUGCCUUUUCUCCUUCAUCUGUUCCUCCAACAACAACAUUGCUCGCAUCACUGGCAUGGUUGAGCGGCUAUGCCAGGCCUUUGGACCUCGGCUCAUCCAGCUCGAUGAUGUCACCUACUAUGGCUUCCCCAGCCUGCAGGCCCUUGCUGGGCCGGAGGUGGAGGGUCACCUCAGGAAGCUGGGCCUGGGGUACCGGGCCCGCUACGUGAGUGGCAGUGCCCGAGCCAUCCUGGAGAAACAAGGUGGGCUGGCCUGGCUGCAGCAACUGCAAGAGGCCCCCUACGAUGAGGCCCUCAAGGCCCUCUGCACCCUCCCCGGGGUGGGCACCAAGGUGGCCGACUGCAUCUGCCUGAUGGCCCUAAACAAGCCCCAGGCAGUACCCGUGGACGUCCACGUGUGGCAGAUUGCCCAACGUGACUAUAGCUGGCACCCCACCAUGUCGCAGGCCAAGGGCCCGAGCCCCCAGGCCAACAAGGAACUGGGAGACUUUUUCCGGAGCCUGUGGGGACCGUAUGCUGGCUGGGCCCAGGCGGUGCUGUUCAGUGCUGAUCUGCACCGACCCCACCGUGCUCAGGAACCACCCACAAAGCGCAGGAAGCGGUCCACGGGGCCGGAGCACUAAGUUCCCCAAAUACCUUCCCCUCCCUUCCCCACUUCUCCCCCCCCAUCUCCGUCCUGUCUCAUGUGAUGGAGGGGCUCCCUACAACUCCCUCAAGAGCCCAGCUCAAGCAGUCAGUUUUCACAAGACGGGGUGGGGGCUGUUGGGGGAGACAGCUGUCU
Messenger RNA from Tupaia belangeri chinensis (Chinese tree shrew), 1284 nucleotides. It is a transcript of the gene OGG1, whose product is annotated as 8-oxoguanine DNA glycosylase. The record is from RefSeq and is a predicted model, not a curated record. Lineage: Eukaryota; Metazoa; Chordata; Mammalia; Scandentia; Tupaiidae. Gene Ontology annotation, molecular function: damaged DNA binding; 8-oxo-7,8-dihydroguanine DNA N-glycosylase activity. Gene Ontology annotation, biological process: base-excision repair; base-excision repair, AP site formation; nucleotide-excision repair. Gene Ontology annotation, cellular component: nucleus. The transcript is spliced from 7 exons. The coding region runs from base 89 to 1126 and encodes 345 amino acids.